UUGAGUGAGACAUGUUGAGAGAUGAGAAGAUGUCUGAACUGGGUGUGUUGAUAGACUGGUGGUUUCCUCCAAGGCUGAAGCUGAUGCUGUUGAUCGUAGUGUCUCUGCAGCUUUUCGCCAACACGGAGUUUGUGCGUGGAAAUCCUGUCUCAGCAGGGAAUGAAAAACUCCAGUGUGUGACUGACUAUUUGUUCACCAUCAACUGCUCCCUGAACAUCCCACAGAACACCUCAGACAGCAACAGCGCCUUCUGGCUCAUUGUCAUGGAAAGAGCUCAAAAAAAUGAAUUCAUAUGCAUGCUGACAGAGACCGGUGGGCGUUACUUCUGUACUCUUCAAAUAUCCACUCCAGAUCCUGACUAUGACUAUCAACCCAACGGCUUCAUUGAAACACAUACCUAUCAGUUCUCUCUUUGUCACAAACUUGACGGAGCUGAAAGCUGUGAGCUGCUGACAGACAAGUUCAAGCCUUACAAAAACAUCAAACCAAACGCACCGUGCUGCCUUAACCUCAGCCAUGAGUCUGGUGAACAUCACUUCACCUGGGAGAGCACCUAUGAGAAAUACAGCUGGUACACCACUCUGACUGAUGACCUGAUGUUUCAGCUCCAUUACUACAAGAGAGGACACAAACUGGAUAUUCCACCAAAUACAAUCACCAUCUCAAGCAGAACAAAUUACUCUAUAAAAGAUCAUCACUUCUCACCAGACACUGAGUACUGUGCCAGGGUGCGCUCCAGUCCUGACCAGGCUUAUUUUGAGGGUCAGUGGAGCAGCUGGUCCUCUGAGAUUCAGUGGAGGACCGAUCCAGCUGUGAGUGAUCCUGGAUCAGACACAAUUAUGUCUAAAUUUUGGGUGAAGGUUUUCAUCCCUUUGGCUGUGGUGGUGCUACUCACCUUACUUCUGUGCUACGCUCCAAUUAAAAAGUGGAGGCAAAGAUCCUACAUUCCAACUCCAGCUCCUUAUUUCCACACCCUGUAUCAUGACUGCCAAGGAGAUUUCAAGGUAAGCUGAAGCCGGUAGUGUAAAAAAGUAACUGUUACUUCUUGAUUUUGUCCCUGAACAUGACUGUGAUUAUAGAGCUGGGUGGUAACACAAGGAAACACAGCAGACGCACUGAAGGCUGAGG
Cheilinus undulatus (humphead wrasse) is the source of this 1128-nucleotide messenger RNA. RefSeq names its product interleukin-21 receptor-like. Gene Ontology annotation, cellular component: external side of plasma membrane; membrane. Gene Ontology annotation, molecular function: protein binding; cytokine receptor activity. Gene Ontology annotation, biological process: cytokine-mediated signaling pathway; immunoglobulin mediated immune response. Lineage: Eukaryota; Metazoa; Chordata; Actinopteri; Labriformes; Labridae. The transcript has 7 exons. The record is from RefSeq and is a predicted model, not a curated record. The coding region runs from base 12 to 1013 and encodes 333 amino acids.